GAUUGAAUGGAACUCGAGGACCUUCGACCUCUUAUUUUCUAGUUAGUGCUGGAAGCUAGAAGGAAAUCCUUUCGGGGCUCUCUACGGAUACAUCGAAAGUUCCUUGGAUUUCAAACUGGUUCAUAAUAUGGAGCUUGCGUGGAGAUAUACUGCUGGCACGUGUUGUUUGCAAACAUGCUCGAUUUCCCUUAUUGCAUUCAGGUCAGAUGGGAGUGGGUUCCAGGGUAUGAGGGUAUGAGGGUCAAUCUUUUACCGGAAACCAUGCUUCUAUACAGAUUAUUGGUUUAUCCAUCUUACGCCUCAGCCGUGCAUAUUCGCAUCGAAGUUCCGGGGAUGGUAAAAGUUACGUAUGUGUGAAAGUGGGUAAGAAGCUCUGGAUAAGAUCCAGCUAUGCGCACGAUAAAUACUACGAUUUCCCUCUUUCUCGUGGCACUCCAAUUUACACCUGAACAUCGCUGAGCCUUGAAGCCCCAAUCCGCAAUCAUGGGGAUGUUGUCCAAAGUUGAGGAUCGCCCUACUCCUUCUCAGGUCUAUAACUGGCGUGUUUAUGCAUGCUCUAUUGUCGCUGGGUUUGCGGCUGUCAUGAUAGGUUAUGAUAGUGCAUUUAUUGGAACAACUAUCGCGCUCCCGUCUUUCAAAGAGGAAUUCAAUUUUGCCGCAUUAUCUAAGACGAGGUUAAAUCUCGUGAGCGCCAAUAUUGUAUCAUGUUAUCAAGCUGGAGCAUUCUUCGGUUCCCUCUUUGCGUACAUUGCAGCGUAUUUUCUUGGAAGAGUCAGAGGUAUGGCUGUAUUUAGUGCCGUGUUUACAGUUGGUGCUGCAAUGAUGCUUGGUGCAAAUGGGGACCGCGGCCUUGGUCUCAUCUACGGAGGACGAGUUCUUGCUGGGUUGGGCGUAGGAGGUUGUUCGAGUUUGGCACCCAUUUAUAUUUCCGAGAUAUCUCCACCUGCAAUUCGUGGUCGAUUGGUUUGCAUGUUCGAAUUAGGAUGGCAGAUUGGUGGACUGGUUGGAUUCUGGAUUAAUUACGGAAUCUCUGAGACCCUUCCAUCUAACCACGAGCAAUGGAUAAUUCCAUUUGCAAUCCAACUCAUCCCUUCUGGACUGUUAUUACUCGGUUCGUUUUGGCUCCACGAAACCCCUCGUUGGUUGAUGAGCAAAGGAAAACGGGACAAAGCUAUCAAAAAUCUAUGCUGGAUCCGAAACCUCACUGAAGAUGACGUUUAUAUCAAGGAAGAGAUCUACGCAAUCGACCAAAAUAUUGAACAACAAAUGGCGGGUGGUGGCCUUGGAUUCUGGCAACCAUUCAAACUCCUUGCGAGAAGCCGGAAGAUUCAAUGGAGAUUUUUUCUUGGAGGUGCAUUAUUCUUUUGGCAAAACGCUUCUGGUAUCAAUGCCGUCAACUAUUAUUCUCCAACUAUCUUCAAGAGCAUUGGAAUUAUCGGUACCAAUACUUCACUAUUCUCGACUGGUCUAUUCGGUGUUGUCAAAACCGUCGGAACCAUCAUUUACUUGCUGUUCCUGAUCGAUCAGUUGGGGCGCAGGAAGCUAUUGAUGAUCGGAUCAAUUGGUGGAGCUUUGUGCAUGUACUACGUCGCUGGUUACAUUGCAAUUGCAAAACCUGCGGAUCAUCCAACGAGCUCCCUACCACCUUCUGGUGUAUCUGCCGUUUUCUUUUUUUACUUGUGGACUGCAUUUUACACCCCAACUUGGAACCCAACACCCUGGGUAAUAAACGCCGAGAUCUUCGAUCAAAGUGUCCGAACGUUAGCUCAAGCACAUGCCGCUGCCCAUAACUGGCUAUGGAAUUUUCUCAUCUCGAGAUUCACACCUCAAAUGUUCUCUUCAAUGGGAUAUGGAGUUUACUUAUUCUUCGCAUCAUUGAUGAUUUGGGGUGCGGCGUUCGUUUUCUUCUUGAUUCCAGAAACAAAAAAUGUUCCUCUGGAAGCGGUCGAUAGACUUUUUGAGCGCAAUUUACCGGCUAGGAGAGCGCACGCAGUUGUAUGGGCGGAGUUGGAGCAGGAGGAAGAAGCGUUGAGAGCGGGAAUUACAGCGGGAUUGGAAAAGGAGAGAACGACUGCACAUGUUGAGACUGUUUAGGACGGAUGAGACACAGGGGAUUUGUGUCCAUUCGUAGCUAAUGGCCGACUAAUGGCUUGACUAUUGCUGAAGUAGUAAGAAAUAGUAAUAUCAAAUGCUCUGCGUAAUUUUUCCUCCGCGCCA
Botrytis cinerea B05.10 is the source of this 2217-nucleotide messenger RNA. RefSeq lists its product as hypothetical. The coding region runs from base 484 to 2094 and encodes 536 amino acids. The transcript has 5 exons. NCBI's taxonomy places the organism in Eukaryota, Fungi, Ascomycota, Leotiomycetes, Helotiales, Sclerotiniaceae. Gene Ontology annotation, molecular function: carbohydrate:proton symporter activity. Gene Ontology annotation, biological process: carbohydrate transport; transmembrane transport. Gene Ontology annotation, cellular component: membrane. The record is from RefSeq and is a predicted model, not a curated record.